CACCCGUGCCGGAAGUCUUCUGUUAGCUCCGAGUGGCUUGACGCUGGUGGUGGGAAUGGCGGCUAUGAUCACUAGGGGAAGGAACCCAAAGACCCUGAAAGUUUACGUCUAACGGCCCCACAGAGGAAUUUAUUUCUAACGAAACGCAGAAACACCGUACCGUAACGGUUUAAAGGGAGAAGAAGUGCUAUAACGCGAGUUUGACGCGGUAGAUGUCCGGGCUGAGCGACUCGCUAGUUAGCUUAACGUUAGUGCCACUGACUUUGAAUCAAGGUAGCUGUUAGCUCGCUGCUCUACUAGCCAGCUGUUGGCUGCUUGGCUUGGCUGGCCCAACAAGUUAACUAAGUGAUUAACUGUAUGAAAGCGUUCCGCAUUUAAGUCGUGGAGAGGGGAUCGGCUCUCUUUGUCCGCAGCUAGUAUUAGGGACUUUUACAGAGAGCAGGAUCAGACGACAACAAGUCUUACUCAGCGCGCUGUGAACAUUAUUAUUCCUGCUAACCUCUACGCUAGCUAGUGCACAAACGCUAGCUAAGUUGGGAUCCUGAAGUCUCGCCCAUUUUUGGAUCCUGCCCCGGCCAUUGGCUAAGGGCUAAUCAUCAGCCAACUAGUCUGGUUUUCAGGUCCGAUUGGUACUACGAUGGAAAGUCUAACGCUGAGUGAUGUCGAACAGAAAUACUACUCGGAUUUGUUCGUUUACUGCGACACGGACAACACCAAAAAAGUGGCUUCCAACGGGAGAGUUCUUGACCUUUUCCGGGCGGCCCAGCUACCCAGCGAAGUUGUCCUGCAGAUCACAGAGCUCUGCGGAGCCACUCGGCUGGGUCACUUCGGGAGGAGCCAGUUCUACAUCGCACUCAAGCUCAUAGCCAUCGCCCAGUCUGGGCUGCCCCUGAGGGUGGAAAGCCUCAACUCGGUCAAGGACCUGCCGCUGCCCAGGUUCGUGGUGGGGAAGAACGAGGCAGAGGCGAGGCACGCAGCGCUGUACCAGGACACAGACAGCCAGGGUUUGUACCCAGCCUCUGCUACUGCGGUAAUACCCAGACCCCCGGGCAGGGGACACCAGAACAAGAAAGGUCCCCCGUCUUCAACUUCGCUUCCUGUCCAUGAGGUCAUCCAGCCCCUGGCACCAAGCAUAGAAUCACAGCCCGAACCGACGUCCCCGGUGGUCUCCCCUCACCAGUCUCCCCCCACCUCCCCUCACUCCUGGAGGAAACACACGCGACAGCACAGUGGAGGAAACCCAGACAGACAGGCGGUGGUGGCCGCAGCUGGAGCCGUGUGGACGCAGUUCAGAGAACCACAAACAGGUCCCGUGCCCAGCGAUGGCAUGUGGGCAUCCCACUCGCCGCCUCCUCCAGGUCAGGAAAGUUGGGUCAGUUUCACAGCAGACACCCCACCAUCCAGCACACUCCCAGCAAUGCAUCCCUCGUCAGUCCAGGAAAGCACAACAAUACGAACAGUGGCCUCGGCAGCAACGACCAAUGAGAUCCAGCGGCAGUCCAGCGGCUACGAUGAUCCCUGGAAGAUCACGGAUGAGCAGAGACAGUAUUAUAUUAACCAGUUCAAAACCAUCCAGCCAGACCUCACUGGCUUCAUACCUGGUUCAGCAGCAAAAGAGUUCUUCACCAAAUCAAAACUACCGAUUUUAGAGCUGUCACAUAUUUGGGAGCUGUCAGACUUCGAUAAAGAUGGAGCGCUGACCCUGGAUGAGUUCUGCGCUGCCUUCCACCUGGUUGUGGCCAGGAAGAAUGGCUACGACCUCCCUGAGAAGCUGCCCGAGAGCCUGAUGCCAAAGCUGAUUGACCUGGAUGACUCAGCAGAGGGCCCGGAGUCCACUGCCGACGUUGGAUACUCGGGCUCUCCGGUGGAGGUCACCCCCAACAAGUCUCCCUCCAUGCCUUCACUCAACCAGGCAUGGCCAGAGAUGAACCAGAGCAAUGAGCAGUGGGAGACGUUUAGCGAGCGCUCCUCCAGCUCACAAACUCUGACCCAAUUUGACUCUAACAUUGCACCAGCUGACCCUGACACAGCCAUCGUUCACCCAGUUCCCAUCAGGAUGACACCCAGUAAGAUCCACAUGCAGGAGAUGGAGUUGAAGAGGACCGGCAGCGACCACAACCACCCCACCAGUCCUCUGCUCGCCAAACCUCCAGAACUGUCAGAGGAAGCCAAACUCCCUGCCUCCAUGAAGUUUGUAGCCGCCAACACUGUAGGUGAUGGUUAUAGCAGUUCAGACUCCUUCACAUCGGACCAGGAGCCAAUUACAAGACAAAGGUCUCAGUCGGGUACGUCUCCAGAGGCGCUGAAGGUGGUAGCCCCUCCUCCCCCUCCACCUCGCCCUCAUCCCUCUCACUCUCGCUCCUCAUCUCUGGACAUGAAUCGCACCUUCGCUGCCGCGUCAGCCGCGGGACAACCGCAGCCCUCUACGAUAGCUUACCCGCCUGCUGUGCCUCCUCGACCGCUGCCCACGCAGACGUCCGUACCACACACCGGGCAUCGUGUGGAGGCAGAGGCCGUGCCAGGGGGCGGGGCAGCGCUCACCACCACCUCCCCCCAGCAGAUUCCUCAGCAGCCCAAUUUCGCAGACUUCAGUCAGUUUCAGGCCUUCGCUGCUUCUGAACAGCCUUCCAGCCUGCCGGAGGUCGACAAACACAGUGAGGCAGGACAGGCGGAUAAGGCAUCAGAGGGCGCUGGCCCUUUGAGAUCAGUGAAGAGUGACGGCCAAGCAGAUGAGAGGGCCCCAACUACUGUCAACUCUGCCAAAUGUUCGUCUGGUCCACUGGCUCCUCCUCCUAAACCUGUACGUCGGAGGUUGAAAUCAGAAGAUGAGCUACGACCGGAGGACGAGCAGCACGGUCCCCAAAAAUCAAACGUCAUAGCUGCUGUCCUGGCCACUCAGCCCUCCAUCCCCAGGUCAGUAGGAAAGGACAAAAAGGCGAUUCAAGCUUCAAUCAGAAGAAACAAAGAGACUAACACAGUGUUGGCAAGACUUAACAGUGAAUUACAGCAACAGCUGAAGGACCUGCUCGAAGAGAGGAUAUCUCUGGAAGUCCAGCUGGAGCAGCUCAGACCUUUCUCUCAUCUUUAACCAAUGGAGGAGGGAAAACUCGGCUGUAGUUCAUCUGAAGCAAGGCUGUGGGCCUCGGUGUGACCCCCCCCCCCCUCCAUCCUUCCCUCCCUCCCUCCCUCCUUCCUUCCAUCCAUCAUCCCCGCUUUCCCUUGAGGCUCUGAUCUGCCGCAGCGUGCUCCGUUAAAACUGUCACACUCAGUCACACAGUUAUCAAUCAUAAAUCGGAAGGAACUGAGAGCACAGUCUUAAACAAGAGGCAGGUGGUGACAGGAGUGUGGGGGGGAUUUUACAAACUGGCACUUUUCAGUUUUCUCUAAAGAGACGUGAAGGUGAGGACGACAGUGAACUGAGAAAAACGGUUAGGAGAAGCAGACAGGACGCUGCAAAUGCUUGUGUCUGAUUACUUUACUCUCUGAAUGACUGAAGAAGACAGGUGGAGUGUGUGGUUCACGUGUUUGUGUGACUGUUUGUGUAUUUGUGUUCCCGUUUAGUGACUUACUUGAGGCUCGCAUCAGUAUCUUUGUUCUCUCUUUGGGUAUAGACUCUGCCACACCAAAAAUAAAAAAAAUUAGGCAAAUUUAAAGAAACGACUCAACACUUUGGAAGUAUGCUGACAUACUGUCUUUCUAAGAGUGAGAUGAGAAGAUCUGUAUCACUCUUAUUAGCUUCAAGUACAGAGAUGAAAUCUGCAAUUAGCCUAGCUUAGCAUAAGGACUGGAGGCAGGGGGAAACACUUGGCCUGCUCUCUCCAAAGCUCCAAAAUCCACCUACAGGCACCUCUAAAAUUCACUAAUUAACACAUAGUUUCUCAUUUGUUUAAUCCAGAAAUGUAAAAACAAUAAUUUGUGGUUUUAGGGGUGUUAAAAGCUAAAAUUAUUUCAUCUAACUCUCAGAAAGAAAGUGAAUAAAUGUUGUCCCAAAAUGUUGAACUACUUCUUUAAUUGUCAUCUUGCUUAUCGGCAUGACUUCUCUCUGACUGCCAUGGAUACGCAUAUAAAACAGGACUCAAAAACAUUUCUGCUUUAAAUAUCUUCAGAGACAGUUUCUACUAAACAUUUGCCUUCUGAACGUCACUGGCUCUUUACACCCCCACCCCCCUGAAAGAAAAAAAAAAAUCAUUAACAAUAGAUCACAGAAACAUGCUACAGCACAUGUUAGAGGCUUUGAAAACUUUAGAAAGUCUACAGCAGAAACCUACGUCUGCCAGUAAGCAAGGAAUGCAAAAUUGACAUUUCUUUUGACCAGAGUUUGGUGUGGUUGGUCUCCACAUAAAACACAUUGGGCUACUUCCGGACAGGACUCUUGUGUGUAUGUUUCUGUGAUGCCUUUAAUGGCUAAAUCAUCGUGGUGAAGGCUUUUUUGACUCAUCCUGUGACAUGAAUUCAGCCCACCUUCUUUUCUUGAAGUGCGUGUGUGUGUGCGUGUGUGUGUGUGUGUGUGUGUGUGUGUGUGUGUGAGAGAGACGGCAUGACAUGAUGAAUGAACGCUUCGUCUUCUGUUUUUUCCUUCGUGUUACGCAGUGUUUGGGGAUUGAUGUGACUGACUGGUUCAACUUUAAUGCCAAAUGACUGAACUGUCGCUCUGCUCUCUCACCUCUACCUGGGCUGUGUUUUGAAGAUUGAAAAAAAAAUGCAGUCCCUCUUCCUAAAGGUUUUUCUUUAGCGUAGCUGUGGCUCAACAUUUCAGCUUUCCUUUAAACCUCUUAUUCUUCAUUCCUGAGGUUAUUUUUCAGUUGUUUUCUUCACCUGGAUGGGAAAGCAUUUAGUCAAAACUGACAUUGAAGAUUUUUCAGCUGCUUGACUGCAGGAGGCGACAUUUAUGAAGAAUUGUGUUGCUGAUCAAGAAGAAGCUUUCCUGUGAUUUUUUUUUUUUUUCCCCGCUCAGCAAACACACGUGAACAGAUCCAAACCAAUGGUGCAGAUAGAGUUGAUAAUGAUUUGAAAAUUCAGCUGUUUUCCAACGGGGCAGUCGGCACUAUGCAAGUACGGGCGAUACAUCUCCACAGACCAACUAUACUUAGCUGUUUGUACUAUGAUAGUAGCAACUGUGUGAACAGUGUACUCUGGUUUUUGUAUCGUAGAUCUUCCAGACAACCAUCUACUGUAUGUUUGUGAUUCAUUUUGCCUUUUUUUUUUUUUUCUUUUUUCGUACUGACGAGCAGUCCACUUCCCCCACUCCCGGCUCCAGAGGGAAGUAAACUCCAGAUCAGUGUUUUAUCAGGGCAGUUUCACCUGAAAUCUGCAAGAUGAAGCUUAACAGGACUACAGAGACCAGUCAACAGAAUGGGAGACCUGAAUUACCCAACAGCACUUUGAACUCACCCCCCCCCUUUUUUUCCGUAUUUUUAUUUGUUACGUCCCUCCUUAACCUUUGCUUUCUUUUAACCUGCAUGUUGUUUUUGUCUUUCACGUGUAUUUAAAAAAGAAGAUGCUUUAAGAUGAAAAAAAAAAAAGAACCACUCAAGUUUUAUUUCUUCAGUACAACCCUGGAAACUAAGGUUUUUGUGCUGGUACCUUUAAAAUACCCCGUCUUGUGUGGUUAAUUUUUUUUUUGUAAUACCAAGUGUUUUGUCCCUGGAGCUUCCUGUGUGUUGGUGAAGAAUCUGUCUUCUUCUAAAGCCUUACUCCCCCGACUGGUGUUCAGGUUUCCACGGUGGCUGACUGACCUCUCUUCCUUGUUGUAUCAAGGCUCGCCUUCUUUUUUCUGCUGUUGAGGACGAUGAUGUAUUUGGUGUGUGUGUGUGUGUGUGUGUGUAUGUGUGUGUGUGUGUGUGUGCGCGUGUGUUAUAUUGUUUCCAGACCUGGAACUAAUACCAUUUAAAACUCUAUUAAACACCUUCAUGUUGGAUUGAUUUAUGUUUGCUAGCACAGUAGCUCCCUCAUCGUCCCCAAAACCAAAAGGCAAUCCAGGCAGGCAGAAGCAAUCAGUCAUUAACGAAGUCUUUCAUGGGAUUUUGAAUGCUAUUUGCUCCCAGAUCUGUGUUGUAUAUUGUAUAUGAUACACACUUUUGGACUCAUAUGUAAAUUUGCAUUAAUUGCUGACUAACAGCGAAAGAAUAUUCUAUUUAAUUCCUUCUCUCUUGGCUGUGGGAUCCUAGAUGUUUAACUGCAUGGAUGUACUGUAUCUCUGCAGAGUCAACUAGCAGCUGUGUGAUUUUUACACAAAAAUAAAAACGGCACAAUAUUUUAAA
Xiphias gladius (swordfish) is the source of this 6260-nucleotide messenger RNA. It is a transcript of the gene reps1, whose product is annotated as RALBP1 associated Eps domain containing 1. Gene Ontology annotation, biological process: endocytosis; endosomal transport. Bases 638 to 3088 code for a protein of 816 amino acids. The transcript is spliced from 19 exons. NCBI's taxonomy places the organism in Eukaryota, Metazoa, Chordata, Actinopteri, Istiophoriformes, Xiphiidae. Gene Ontology annotation, cellular component: plasma membrane; cytoplasm. Gene Ontology annotation, molecular function: protein binding; calcium ion binding. The record is from RefSeq and is a predicted model, not a curated record.